AUGGCGGAGUAUGGUGUUUCGUUCGCAAAGGGUUGUUCUUUAAAUGAUGCACUGGCUAUGCUGGAGGAGGAGGAAGAUAUGAUAGAGCACGUUGAGUCAUUGACUAUUUCUCCUCCCGAAAAUGCCACGGAUUCUCAAACUGAUGAAGAUUCUGGUGACGAAGAUAUGCUUACCAUAAAUAAUCUACCUGCUAAACAGCUUAGAGCGCCUGUUGAAAUAAAUUUUCAUAAAUAUAAUACAAGGCAAAACAUUUCCUCUAAUUCCUCUAAUUCCUCUAAUCUAAAAGAUGACAAAAAUGCCCCAUCAGUGGAAGAAUAUGAAACGCCAUCAAAGAGAAAAAAACAAUAA
Diabrotica virgifera virgifera (western corn rootworm) is the source of this 348-nucleotide messenger RNA. RefSeq names its product piggyBac transposable element-derived protein 3-like. The transcript is spliced from 2 exons. The coding region runs from base 1 to 348 and encodes 115 amino acids. The record is from RefSeq and is a predicted model, not a curated record. NCBI's taxonomy places the organism in Eukaryota, Metazoa, Arthropoda, Insecta, Coleoptera, Chrysomelidae.